Molecule: messenger RNA, 5310 nt
Organism: Stegastes partitus (bicolor damselfish)
Lineage: Eukaryota; Metazoa; Chordata; Actinopteri; Pomacentridae
Product: genetic suppressor element 1-like
Exons: 16
Coding region: 42-3575 (1177 amino acids)
Source: RefSeq, a predicted model, not a curated record
UGCGCAAAGAUCGAGGAUUUUCUUUUCUUUGGUGAGGCGGUAUGAACCAUGAGUCCAAUAAAUCACCAUCAUUAGGAAUGAUCUCCACGGCAACUCGCACCACGGCUACAGUCAGUCCCCUCAGCCCACUAACCAAUGGGAACGCGGUUGCCCAAUCUGCAAACUCCGGAUUCGCUGCUGCCCUGCGUAAACUGGCCAAACAGGCUGAGGAUCCCAGAGGUUCUGCCCUCAGCGGUGAGUCGUCUCCAGUCUCCUCUCCGGCCACCAGCCACAGCUCGCCGGUCACCACCCCGAAGCGGGGCUCAUUAGGGCCCCUCUUGGGCCAGAACAGGGGCCACAGCGUCCCCGGCACCCCUCCGGUAGUCACCAUUGCCCCCACCAAGACCAGCAACGGCCUGUGGAGGGCCGACGGGCGACAGGUUGAGCCGAGCGUUCAGGGACUCGGUAGGGAGCGGGUGGGAGCUGAGAACACCCAGUCGCAGCAGGAUAAGAGGACUCCUCCCAUCCCUUCACCUCACCCGCUGGCUCACUCCUUUGGUCUCACCCCAGGCAGCAUCAUGCAAGACCCCCGCAUACAGAGCAUUAGUUUGCCCGGGCAGAUGCACCCUGUGGUUCCCUCGGGUGCCGUCCCAGAGGAGUACCUCAGAGCUCUCCGGCCCUUCGCUGCCUCAGAUGACCUCCGACUGACCUCCCUGCCGCUCAGUCUCGACCCCGCUGCUGCCGCUCACGCUGCCGCCGCCGCUGCUUACUAUCAUCCUGCCUACCUGCACCACCCUCUGUCCUUACCAAGGAUGGAGGAGUCUCUGUGUCUUUCUGCGCUGCGAUCGCAGUUCUACUCCGUGCCUGCAGGAGGCGCCUUCCCUCCUCUUCACCACUCUGCCCUCCACCUGCACCUGCCCGGAGGCCGAUACCCCGGAGAACUAAACCACACAGCGCUAUCUGAGAGGCUACAGAUGGAGAAUGAGCUCCGCCAGCGAGAGAGAGAGCAGGAGCGUGAACGAGAGAAAGAAAGGGAGCGCGAGGCCGGCCUGGAACGAGAGCGGGAGAGGGAGAGGGAGCGGGAGGAGGAGAGGGAGCGCGAGAGAGAGCUGGACAGACAGAAGGAGAGGCAGAGGGAGAGACAGCAGCAGAUGGUCCGAGCGGCGGAGAGCCACUACCUGGCUGAGCUGCAGGCUCGGAGGGCACCACCGGAGGACAGGGCCAGGCCAGGAGAGAGGCUGACCCCGAACAGACUGGAUAAAACCAAGGACUCGGAGCACCCAGCUUUCCCGGCGCCCAAACCUCUUCCUCUGCAGCCCGGCCUUCACUCCUCCAGGGGUUCGGUCCCACACCCAGUGCCCAGCCUGCUGCCUUCUCACCUGGGGAAGCACCACGCUGCGGGUGCCGGGGGGCUCCAUGGAGCUCUGGCAGCCGCCAUGAUGACUCAGAGGGCCAGCGAGGAGGUGUGGUUAUCACGACAACGAGGGCAGGGACAGGACAGGGAGGGUCCGCUGGAGCUGGGCCUCAGGUCGCCUGGGAAAGGGGUGGAGCCGAGGAGAGACGUCCACGGCCACAGAACUAAUUCAGUCUACCACAACCAAGGCAGCAAAGAUGUGCCCCCCUGCCUCGGUGCACCGCCUCCCCUAAUCUCCCCCAAAGGUCCCCACCACCCUCCCGCCCCUCCCACCACACUGUGGAACCCAGCCUCCCUCGUCGACACACCCGCAGACUCCCGCAGAAAGCUCAACCCUCCGACGCCGCCGAACCGACCGCCUCCGGGCCUGACCAGAACCGACAGGCCCCCGAUGAGCUGGGGGGAGAGGCUGGAGGAGGGAGGCAGGAGGAUGGCGAAAAGCCCGGAGAGGUACACCUCGCUGAGGGGAGCGAGUUUGCAAGAGUCCUGGAGCAAGACCGAGCAGGACAGAGCCGUCCAGAGCCUCUACCACCGGCACCACAUCAGCAACCUCCACCAGAGACCCUGCGCGCCUCCGUCCGCUCCCAACACCUGCACCGACCUGGGGGGACGGUGCCAGGCAGCCUCUCCGUCUCCAGCGAGGGAGCGACAGGCGCCAGACAGCAUGCUGGUGUACGACGAGGUUCUCCAGCAGCACCGCCGGCUGCUCAGCAAACUCGACCUGGAGGAGAAGAGGAGGAAGGAGGCCAGAGAGGGAGGUUAUUACUACGACCUGGAUGAGUCAUAUGACGAAAGCGACGAGGAGGAGGUGAAAGCUCAUUUGAGGAGAGUGACUGAGCAGCCUCCACUCAAACUGGACACAUCCUCAGAGAAAGUGGAUUUGCUUCGCGUGUGCGGCCUCACCACGGUGGCCCAUCGCGACGAGGUUCUGGCUCAGAAGAGGAGGAAGAGGAGGAGGAUGAUGAAAGAGCGCAGCGUCUCUCCGCCGGCCGUGCGGGGCAAGAAGAAGGCCUGUUCACCUCCAGCACCCACGACUCCCUUAACUACCCCGUACUCUGCCGAACAGAUGGACCGCACCCCCGAACUGGAGGAGAAAAAAGACUUCCUCCUUAUGUUCAACCUUUCCCAUGUCAGCCCACAGCAGAGGAGAGAUAAGGAGAGGACAGAGGAGCUGCUGAGGGCUAUUCAGAGGAAGACUGUGACGUUAGACACACUCAGAUAUAAUCCUUUACCACUGUGUAAGAGUCCUCCGGCUCCCUCAACUGGUGACUCCUCCUCAGCCCCUCAAUCAAACGGACACCUGUACCCGGACUCUCCCAGCCCUUCCCCUCCAUACUUACACAAACCGAAGCACCACCACAGCGACGCACUCAAACCCCCCGUGGACUCCCAGGUGACCCGCAUCCCUCCUCCUCCUCUGGCCCCGCAUCACGAAAAGACCGAAUUCGUGGAGAAUCAAUCGAACAGAAAACUUCAGACCUUCCAGAACGGCGUCGCUGCUCCUCCGCAGAAGAAGGAGCCCAAUCCUGUGCAGAACGGACGCAAUCGGCCCUGGGAAAGAUUCACACCUGAGGCCUUUGCUCAGCACUUCCACCAGGCUGUGCUGCAGUCCACACACAACACGCUGCAGAAAAAAGGAGUCUCAAACUGUGUCCCUGAGGGCGGCGUGAAGCCUGAUCGCUCGCUGCCUCACAACCUCUCUCAGCUGAAAAGUUCACAUCUGAACCACGCCCCUCCGCACGCGCACAUCAACGGCCAUCACUAUCACUCUCCUGUAGCCAGCCGGGACGCUCCGGCGCCGCGGGACCAACUGUCCGACGAGGACGAGGAGGAGUCCGGGCAGGAGGAGGAUGAAGGGGAGGAGGAAGAGGAGGAGGAGGAAGCUCCAAAGAAGUGGCAGGGCAUCGAAGCUAUUUUUGAGGCCUAUCAGGAGUACGUGGACGAAUGGAGUAUAGAGAGGCAGGUUCUCCACAGCCAGUGUAAGCGACUCGAAGCACAGAACUACAAUCUGACCAGAACUGCAGAGCAGCUCUCUCUCACUAUGGGGGAGCUGGUGACUCAGAGGCAGAAAGUGAGGGAGGAGAGAGAGAGGCUGCAGGCCCAGCUCGAGCACUUCAGGAGGUGUCUGACGCUUCCUAACAUCCACUGGGGCAGAGGGCAGGUGAACGGACACACCAGGUGACCUCUGACCUCUUCCAAAGGUUGCGCCUCUGACAGCGAAGGAACAGUAACAAGAACAAGUGGGACCGGAGCCUGACCACUCUCCACGCCUGAAGCACUUGAAGGAGCCGACCGUCGUCUUGUCACCUUUCCGGCCAGUCAGCUAAGUUACCUGAUUGGUUCCCGGAUAGAAUUUAUUACCUGCCAUGUUUGUAACCAUAAUCCAUGGUGUCCAUGUAGUCCGGGCAUUCGAAGCGUCUGAUCUCGCCCCGUAUGGAUCGUAACAACACCGUGCAGGUGAAACUGCAUCUUUUGUUAGAGUGACGCUAACCUCUCCUCCUACUUGAGUUGGCUUUAAGGACUGUCCGCCGUUUAGCUCAUAUCAUGUCAAAAAAAUCUGCAUCAACCCAGGCUAAUGAGACGAAGGCACGAAUCUGUGGCCUCUCUGGAAGCCAAGAGAAGAGUCCAGGCGUGCAGUGGUCGCUUGGUUAGUCCUUAGAGAAUGAAAAUUGAGUCAAGGAAUCAAAGCACACCUCAGGCCUUAAACUUGACAGGAUGCACUUGAAGUGGAAAUGGAGGAAAUACUUGACCGUCCUCUGUGUGGUGUAAUGUUGUAGUGUCUACUGAGUACUGUAUCUGACAGAUGAAGCAGUGUGUGUGUGCUGGUGACGGUUCUACAGAGCAUAGGAAUCAUCUAAAAAUAAUCUAUAUAAUGGCAAAUGGUAUCAAUGAAGUUUGUUUUUCUUUUUUUUUUAGGUUCAGAUUUCCAUCGGUUAAUGUCACUUGUGAUAGAUGAAGAGUUGUGUAUGUUUUAUUGCUUUAACCAUUUCUUUUUAAUGUGGGAAGCCAUAUGUUGUUUGUUUUUUUUUCUGAAUUGCUGCUGGUCAGAAUGAAAUGUUUAGAAAAUGAAGGACGUUAGGACAGUCGUAUUUUGGAAGAUGUCAAUGUGAUGUCAAAAUGUCUUUGGAGUUGACCGAGAUGCACUGGGGGACGGAAGACGACAAAUGUCCAUCAUUACCAUUGUUCAGGUGGUUCGUCUGCGUCCCAAACCCUUCACAUGCCUAUAAACGUUGGAGAGAGAUGAGUAAAAGUCUUUUUUUUUUCUUUUUUUCUAAAAAGGCCUUUUGCAGAUUCUACACGUUCUUAGAUAAUUGGCAUCACUUAAGUGUAACUUUGUACUUUUCGACAUAUUGUCAAACCUUAAAAAUGUUUUCACCUACCUGGGAUGAUCAUUCUGAACCUCUUUUGUUAAGGAAACAGAAAAGCCAAAUUAUUAUUCAGUUCCAUUUCAGGACUAUGUCAGAACGAAUAAACGUGAUCUUUUCUCCUGAGACUUGAAACAAUUCUCUAAUUGUUUAUGGGUGACAUAAACAUCAGAAUGACUUUAUCCCUCUGAGGAUGACAAUAAACUACACCUUCUGUGGUCUUUUGAUGAGAUUUAUUUUUGUUCAAGCCAGAAUUAUUAUUAUUAUUAUUGUCACAAACUCACACUUUCAUUCCGUCUGAAUAUUAAAAACCUUUUUUCUACAAGCACAAGCUACAGUAGCAAUCUCUCCCCCCUCCGUUCACCCGACCUUCCUGCGUCGCCUGCUCCGUCUCCUCUUCAGACUCUCUGUGAAAUCUUGCAUAUUUGCUUCAAUCAGUUGUUAUGUAAUGUAUUAUUUGGGCUGUAUAAUUGCGAUGAAUUAUUUAUUAACAUAUAUUGCUGUACAUUCGGAUGGAAAUUUACAUUAAAAUAUUUGUAAAAUGUCUCUUAA